This is a messenger RNA of Eufriesea mexicana, 1136 nucleotides long. RefSeq names its product tumor protein p63-regulated gene 1-like protein. Gene Ontology annotation, cellular component: cytoplasm. The record is from RefSeq and is a predicted model, not a curated record. The transcript has 6 exons. Lineage: Eukaryota; Metazoa; Arthropoda; Insecta; Hymenoptera; Apidae. Bases 195 to 1136 code for a protein of 313 amino acids.
UUUACGAUUACUUGAAGUGUCAAACUAUUCAUAGUAACAUAUAUAAUAAGUGUGACUUACUAACGUUACAAAAAAUAGUUAAUCAAAGGAAAAUAUUGUCUCAAACAAUUCUAAAAAUUAUUUGAAUCUGACACUAUUAAUAACAAAAGCGAACUGGAUUCCUUAAUCAAGCAGUAGAAUCAUAACCUAAAGCAAUGGAUGAAACGUAUUUCGAUGAAGGACCAACAGGAAACUUUGAAACGACUACGUUAGAAAUUACCAAAGAACUCGAUAGCAACGAAGUUAACGUUCAAAACACUAUUUCUGCUGGAGUUGAUACUGCAAAGAAGAACCGAGAGAACAGGGAGGAUUAUAUUUCAAAUCAAGUUCCAUCAUCAAGAGAUGUAUCUAAUAUUCCUUUUAAACAUAUAGAUAUUCACUCAUUUUUUUCCGAUAGAAAUGAGGUCGUUGAUAGAGCAUUAAAAGAUUGUCAGGAGAGUUUAAUAAAUGAAGAAGAGAAGGAUAUCGUUGGAAACUGGCUUUUAACAGAAAUAAGUUUGUGGGAUAUUGAGAAAGAAAGAUUAGUAAUACUUACAAAAAAAGCUAUUUAUUCAGUAAAGUAUGAUUUCAUCUCUUUAAAAAUACUUGAGUAUAAUCGGAUACCUUUGUUGCAAAUUGAUACACUUAUUUCGGGUGAACUAAUUUACCCUUCUACAUCUCUAGCACCACGAUUAAAUGGAUUGGCAGAGGGUGUAUCAUCAAUAAUUCAUUGUACAGUUCAUCAAGAGUGGUCUUCUCUUGCUUCUUGUACAGGUCUUGCACAGUUUGAACCUAGAAAAAGACAUAUGUCUGGAAUAAGACUGAUGUGGAACAGAGGUAAUCCAUUACCAUUAACUAAGAAAUGGAAUCCAUUUGCAAAAGAUAUACCAUGGCUUACUUAUACUAGUCAUCCACUAUUUUGGUACAAAGGAUCAGAAACAGAGAAAGCAAAAUUCAAUGCUGAGGGUCUGCAAUCAUCAAUUAAAAAUUUGUUGCCAUCUGACUGUAGUGUAAAAAGUGGACUUAUUAUCAUAGAAAACUACUUUGGUGUAGGUGCCUUGGUACACAAUAGAAAUGGAUUAGGUUUCUUUAAAAUUCGUGGAAAAAUUAGUUUUUAA